AACAUCACAUGCAGCUGCGACACAGAGGGGCCCUGUGAGAGCAGCUGCCUGGAUUUUACCUCCCGGGACCGGAAUAGUUGAAGCAGGGUCCAUGGAGGAGCUGGAGCCAGAGGAGCAGUUCCUGCAAUUUGCACGGAACGGCAAUCUGCCGGGGAUUCAGAGGCUCCUCAUGUCCAAAAUAAAAGAAGAGACGAAGAUUAACAUAAAUUGCAAAGGUAAGAGAAAGUCCAACCUGGGAUGGACGCCUCUUCACUUGGCCUGUUACUUCGGACACAAAGAUGUAGUGGAAGAAUUACUAAAGGCGGGUGCAGAUGUGAAUUUGCCCAAUAAUGUCGGCGAUACACCGCUGCACAAAGCUGCCUUCACAGGAAGAAAGGAGGUUGUCAUGCUGCUGCUGCACUAUGAUGCAUGUGCUACUGUCAUCAAUGGGACAGCACAGAUACCCAAAGAUGUCACUCAGAAUGCAGAGAUCAGAAGCAUGUUAGAAGCGGCUGAGAGAACAGAGGAGAGGAAACUGGAGGAGGAACUUUUGGAAGCUGCCCGAGAAGGAGACCUUUCAACUCUAACUCAGCUGCUCAGCAGGAAGAAGACCCCAGAUAUCAACUGCACAGAUCUGCUGGGAAACACUCCGUUGCACUCGGCAGCCUAUCGAGGCCAGAAGCAGUGUGCCCUGAAGCUGCUCAAAAGUGGAGCCAGCCCUAACAUCAAGAACAAGAAAGGCCAGACAGUGUUUGACUUGGCAAGUGACACAGCAAUGAAGCUGCUCCUUGAAGCCAGCGUUCAUCGGGGUGUGACAAGACAUGUCAAGAAGUACGAGGGACUUCUCUGGAAGAGCUCCAGAUUUUUCGGCUGGCGCUCAUACUGGGUCGUCCUUCAGGAUGGCGUCGUGUCCUGGUACUCAAAACAGUCAGAUGCAGCUGCCAAUGUCAGGAGGCAAGGCUGUAAGUCGCUCACACAUGCUCAGUGUUUGAUCCGAGCCAAAGACAGCUGCUUUUUUACCCUCAAGUGCUUCGAUGACAGCGUGCAUCACUUCAAAGUAUCGACUAAUACCGACCCAGAGGGAGCAAGAAAAGCUUGGCUGGACGCACUGGAGGAGCACUCGGCUUACAGCACACACUACUGCUCCCAAGAUCAGGGCAGCGAGGAGGAAGAGGAGGAAGUGAUGUCACUCGGGGAGCUAACAGACUCACUACAGGCAGCGGAGGCCAGCCAGAAGAAACUGGAGAAGGAGGUGGAAGCUUUUCUCUCCAUGCUGAAAAAGGACGGGCUGGCAGAAAGUUUUCCAUCUGACAUACCGCAGAAAUUGCAGGAAAUCUGCGAGUUGUCCAGUGACACCAGUUCAAGUCUCAGUGUCUGUCUCAGCCUCCUCUCCAAACAGGAAGGGGUGCGCACUCUGAAAUUGGAGCAGGAGGUAGAGAAAAAUAAGAUCCUCUCCGAGGCGCUACAGACUCUCGCCACGGAGCACCACGAACUUGAGCAAUCUGUCGUCAAGGGAUCUUCACCGCGGAGUGCCCUCAGCGAGGAUGAGUUCCACGACGCCGUGUCUGAUUCGGACUCGGAGAUCUCCCUGAGCGGCUUUGAGACGGUGGCCAGCCAUUCCUUUGAGGAGGACGAGGAGGAGGACGAAGGCUCUGUCAUGUUAAGCAGCCCUUGCAGCAGCCCCACCAGCAUGUUGCGGGAGGAUCACCAUGGCGACAAAGACGAGACUCAACCCAACGGGAUCACAAAGCAUAGGACCAGCUUACCUGCACCGAUGUUUUCAAGAAAUGACUUCAGUAUUUGGAGUAUCCUGAGGAACUGCAUCGGAAUGGAACUCUCCAAAAUUACAAUGCCGGUGAUUUUCAACGAACCGCUCAGCUUCCUGCAGCGUCUGACAGAGUACAUGGAGCACACUUACCUCAUCCACCAGGCCAACGCAUCCUCCGACUCUAUUGAGAGGAUGAAGUGUGUGGCUGCGUUUGCGGUGUCUGCUGUGGCUUCUCAGUGGGAGCGGACAGGUAAACCCUUCAACCCUCUGCUGGGAGAAACUUAUGAAUUGGUCAGAGAGGAUCUGGGCUUCAGGCUCAUAUCGGAGCAGGUGAGCCACCAUCCUCCAGUCAGCGCCUUCCACGCUGAGGGCCUGAAGCAAGACUUUGUGUUUCAUGGAUCCAUCUAUCCUAAACUCAAGUUCUGGGGCAAGAGUGUGGAAGCAGAGCCGAAAGGCGUCAUCACGUUGGAGCUGCCCAAGUACAAUGAAGCCUACACAUGGACAAAUCCCACAUGUUGUGUUCACAACAUCAUUGUGGGUCAGCUGUGGAUUGAGCAGUAUGGAAAUGUGGAGAUCAUCAACCACAAAACUGGUGAAAGGUGCUGCCUGAAUUUCAAACCGUGUGGCCUUUUCGGCAAAGAACUGCACAAGGUUGAAGGGUAUAUUCUGGAUAAAAGCAAAAAGAAGCUGUGCGCUCUCUAUGGGAAGUGGACAGAGUGUCUGUAUGUCGUCGACCCCGCUGCCUUUGAAGCGCACAAGAAAAACGACAAGAAAGCGGCAGGAGAGAGAAAAGGCAGCAAAGCGGGCUGCAGCGAGGAUCAGGAGGAGGUUCCCUCUCCAGCUGCGGACACUGUGGAGAUGAUUCCUGGCAGCCAGCUGCUGUGGAGAAUCGCACCCAGACCAGCCAACUCCGCCGAGAUGUACAGCUUCACGUCGUUUGCAAUGCAGCUAAACGAGCUGCAUAAGGAGAUGGAGGGAUGCAUUCCUCAGACCGACUGCAGGCUGAGGCCAGACAUACGAGCCAUGGAGAACGGUGACAUCGACCUCGCCAGCGAGGAGAAGAAAAGGCUCGAGGAAAAACAGAGAGCUGCUCGCAAAAACCGCUCAAAAUCUGAUGAAGAGUGGAAGACGAGGAGUCCUGCCCUGGGCCCAAGAUGGUUUCAGCAGGGGCAAAACCCCCACACCAACUCCCAGGACUGGCUCCAUUCAGGUGGAUACUGGGACAGGAAAUACAGCCAGCUGCCAGACAUUUACUAAUGGACAUUUCCUGCAGAGAGAGAAAUUAGCACCAUACAGUGUCCUUCGUACGAAGCAGCAUUAACUAUCUUUUUUUUUAAUGGAAUAGCCACGGUAACUACAAACAUUAUGCAACUUAAACUGCGUGGCCUUAAUCUACUUUAUGACAGUGAAACUGUGCAUAGUAAAUGUCAGUAAUCAAUAUUUUAAAAUUAUGAAAUGUAAAGUUGUUUGCUUUAAAAUGUAGCAUUUGUAUUUACGUUGAGAUUGUUUCCAUUCUUCUAGCACAUUAUGCUAAAAAGUUUGUGAUUUUAGUGUCCAUCUGUCUUCUUUUUAAAUGUUCAUAGUAGUGUUUUGACUCUAAUUGUAUAUCUGUGUACAUACUUUACACAAAUCCAACCAAAAGUGACCUCAUCAUGUCAAUCACAUUCCCACUGGACUCCCAACUUACAAAACCACGAGCUCUCAGUAAAUAUGACGUGGAUGUCAUUUCCAUUCAUGUACUUUGCCUUGUAGAAAAAAACCCAACAUCCUCACAAAAAAAGAACAGUAUAUUUUCUGUAUCAAUAUUAUUCUUGACUGGCACUUGUUUUGUUUUGUCCACUGAAUUCUGUGUCUGCUGUGCUCAGAAUUUCAUAAAGCAAACACAAGAUUUAAGCUCUGU
This is a messenger RNA of Plectropomus leopardus (leopard coralgrouper), 3647 nucleotides long. RefSeq names its product oxysterol binding protein-like 1A (gene osbpl1a). Lineage: Eukaryota; Metazoa; Chordata; Actinopteri; Perciformes; Serranidae. Gene Ontology annotation, molecular function: cholesterol binding; protein binding. Gene Ontology annotation, cellular component: plasma membrane; perinuclear endoplasmic reticulum; cytosol. The record is from RefSeq and is a predicted model, not a curated record.